Molecule: messenger RNA, 951 nt
Organism: Orcinus orca (killer whale)
Lineage: Eukaryota; Metazoa; Chordata; Mammalia; Artiodactyla; Delphinidae
Gene: UBE2M
Product: ubiquitin conjugating enzyme E2 M
Exons: 6
Coding region: 28-579 (183 amino acids)
Source: RefSeq, a predicted model, not a curated record
AGGGGCGGCAGCGGCGGCGGCGGCAGGAUGAUCAAGCUGUUCUCGCUGAAGCAGCAGAAGAAGGAGGAGGAGUCGGCGGGCGGCACCAAGGGCAGCAGCAAGAAGGCGUCGGCGGCGCAGCUGCGGAUCCAGAAGGACAUAAACGAGCUGAAUCUGCCCAAGACGUGCGACAUCAGCUUCUCAGAUCCAGACGACCUCCUCAACUUCAAGCUGGUUAUCUGUCCUGAUGAGGGCUUCUACAAGAGCGGGAAGUUUGUGUUCAGUUUUAAGGUGGGCCAGGGUUACCCGCAUGACCCCCCCAAGGUGAAGUGUGAGACGAUGGUUUAUCACCCCAACAUUGACCUCGAGGGCAACGUCUGCCUCAACAUUCUCAGAGAGGACUGGAAGCCAGUCCUUACGAUAAACUCCAUAAUUUAUGGCCUGCAGUAUCUCUUCUUGGAGCCCAACCCUGAAGACCCACUGAACAAGGAAGCCGCCGAGGUCCUGCAGAACAACCGGAGGCUGUUUGAGCAGAACGUGCAGCGCUCCAUGCGGGGUGGCUAUAUUGGCUCCACCUACUUCGAGCGCUGCCUGAAAUAGGGUUGGCGCAUACACACCCCUGCCAGGGCCACCAGCCCCGGCGUCCCCUGCAAAUAUUUAUUGGGGGCCACAGGUGGGGGGGGGCAUGGGGCAGCCGGUGGGGGAAUCCCAUGCCCUGACCUGCCACCCCUCCCUGCCACCCGCUCCUAGUUUUUUUUUUUUUUAAACCACCAUGUGAUUGAGGUCGGCGCUGCCUCCCCCGACCCGCUCAGCGAUGGGAAAUGAAUUGGCUUGUCUAGCCCCACGCUGGGUGCUGUCCAGCCCCCCUAAUCUGGGCUCUGGGGUGGGAGGUCAAGGGUGGCUGGGCACCCGGCACCCCACCCCUGCACCACUGGAGGUCCCGCCAGGCUAUUAAAGGGGAAUGUUACUGCA